GAGAGGAGCAAAGGCAUAGAUGGGUAAAAUCGGCAGGACCAAGGAAGAAAAGGCAGCGUUGCAGUUCGCGGAAUGCCCGCACUGCUGUGUGACUUGAAAUCUUAAUAACUCGACAAUGAAGAGAUUAUUCCAUUAACAAAGGGCUGGCAGAUCGAGCCACGUUGAAUAGGGGGUCCCGCUGCAGGGGAGGGGAGAAAGGGAUCGAGGGAGAGAAGAGAGACGGAGAAGGGCCGGUGGAGAUUGAAGGACAAUAUACUGUGGGGUGGGGAGAGAGACCGAGCUACACCAGCCCCUCACUGCCCUUUCUCCAGAAGCUGAUAGAGGAAAAUGGAAACUGGACGCUGCGAGAACGGGAAGAGCUCUAGUCGAGGCCUGGCUGGCUGAUUUAGUGGUUUGUUCCUCAUCUUGAAUCGCCCCAUUGUUUGCCUCAACCCUGCUCUUGGUCGGGGAGGGGGAGAGUAGACGAGGAGAGGGAGAGAGGGGGGGGGCGAUGCUUCGACGCCGUGUGCCGGCCCCUCUAGCAGAGAAGGAUCGAGGAGGUGAUGGAGACAAUCGGAAUACACAAGAGGAUUUGCACCAGAGAGCGGCAGGAGCGCGGAGAGGCCCACAGAGACACCUGGAUGUUUUGGACAAGAAACGUGGAUAAAUUAUGAAUGGGGGGGCGAUGAUGAUGAUGAUGACGAAGGGACAUCAAACGCAGAGGAUGAGAGUCAACGUUUGCAGGACUGUUAGCCGGCUGGUGCUGGUGGUACUCUGGACCUUAUCAUUGUUAGGGGGACUAGCCCAGCCACACAUCUGUCCCAAGGGCUGUUCGUGUAGCAACCAAUUCAGCAAGGUGAUCUGCACUCGCUUUGAGCUACGUGAGGUCCCCAGUGAAAUCUCCACCAACACACGCUACCUGAACCUGCAGGAGAAUGUCAUCCAGGUGAUCAAGGCUGACACCUUCAAGCAGCUGAGACACCUGGAGAUCUUGCAGCUCAGCAAGAACCUGAUCCGGCAGGUGGAGGUGGGAGCCUUCAACGGCCUCACCAGCCUCAACACUCUGGAGCUGUUUGACAACCGGCUCACCACCGUGCCCAGUGGGGCAUUCGAGUACCUGUCCAAGCUGAGGGAACUGUGGUUAAGGAACAACCCCAUCGAGAGCAUCCCCUCCUACGCUUUCAACCGGGUGCCAUCUCUCCGGCGGCUGGACCUGGGCGAGCUGAAGAAACUCGAGUACAUCUCGGACGCUGCCUUCGAGGGCUUGGUCAACCUGAGGUACCUGAACUUGGGCAUGUGCAACCUGGCAGAGAUCCCCAACCUCACGCCCUUGCUGAGGCUGGAGGAGCUGGAGUUGUCGGGCAACAGGCUGGAGGUGAUCCAGCCCGGCUCAUUCCAAGGACUGACCAGCCUACGCAAGCUGUGGCUGAUGCAUGCUCAGGUCCAGUUGAUCGAACGCAACGCAUUCGAUGAUCUACAGUCGCUGGAGGAGCUGAACUUGUCUCACAACAACCUGACCUCGCUGCCCCACGACCUCUUCACCCCUCUACACCGUCUGGAGAGAGUCCAUCUCAACCACAACCCCUGGCAUUGCAACUGUGAUGUGUUGUGGCUCAGCUGGUGGCUCAAGGAGACAGUGCCCAGUAACACCACCUGCUGUGCCCGCUGCCACUCGCCACCUGGGCUGAAGGCUCGCUACCUGGGCGAGUUAGACCAGAGCCACUUCACCUGUUACGCACCGGUCAUCGUGGAACCACCGGCCGACCUCAACGUAACCGAGGGGAUGGCGGCCGAGUUAAAGUGCCGGGCGGCCACCUCCAUGACCUCGGUCAACUGGAUGACCCCUAACGGCACCCUGAUGACCCACGGAUCGUACCGGGUGAGGAUCUCGGUGCUUCACGACGGCACCCUCAACUUCACCAACGUGACAGUCCAAGACACCGGGCUGUACACCUGCCUGGUCAGCAACUCCGCGGGCAAUGCCACCGCUUCGGCCACCCUCAACGUGUCGGUGGCGGAGAGUGGACUGACUGGCGGUCUGGGCAGCGGAGCGGGCAGCGGCGGCUCCAACAGCUACAGUUAUUUCACCACCGUGACGGUGGAGACCGUGGAAGUGGUGGAUGACCCGCGCUCCACCGAGCAACAGGCUGGACCCACGCCCUCGGGUGCCUCUGCCUACUCCCCCUCCUCCUCUCCCUCCUCCUCCUCCUCCACCACCCCACAGUCGGCCUUCACCGUGCCUCUGGCCACCGAGCCGGGUGACCACGCACUGGCCGGACUGGACGACGUGAUGAAGACCACCAAGAUCAUCAUCGGCUGCUUUGUGGCUAUCACCUUCAUGGCUGCAGUCAUGCUGGUGGUCUUCUACAAACUCCGCAAGCAGCACCAGCUACACAAGCACCACGGGCAGGCUCGCACCGUGGAGAUUAUCAACGUGGACGAUGAAUUGGCCGGCUCUGCCCCGACCGACAGCUGCCUGGCGCUGCCCGCAGACCACCUCAACCACUACGCCACCUACAAAGCUCACUACAACAACAACACAGCCACGGGCACCAACAAUCCCACCGCUCCACUCAACUGCACAAAAAACCCGCUCCACAACUCCGUGCACGAACCACUCCUCUUCAAGUCCAGCUCUAAAGAGAACGUUCAAGAAACGCAGAUCUAGGGACCGGUGGAUGGAUGGAGAGGGCUGGGAGGAGGACAAGGGGACACAUACUAUGGGAGGGUGUGUGUGUGUCCCUGCCCUUUCUUCUUCUUGCAUAUGGUGGGGCACAGCCUAAAGUUGUGGGACAACUUCAUUGUGCACGCCAGGUCGAUUGCAUUAGUCGAUGUUGGGGUGGACCACAUGAAGGUUGCAAUCUCCCACCUCUUACUCCCUGCCCCCUGUUUUACUGCCCGUCUCGGCCCACAAUGGGGGGGGGACGUCACUCUCCCCCCCCCCCCCCCCCACACACACACACACACACACACACACCCACACCCACACACACCCACACACACACACACACACACACACACACACACACACACACACACACACACACACACACACACACACACACACACACACACACACACACACACACACACACACACACACACACACACACACACACACACACACACACACACACACCACACACACACACACACACACACACACACACACACACACACACACACCACACACACACACACACACACACACACACACACACACACACACACCACACACACACACACACACACACACACACACACACACACACACACACACACACACACACACACACACACACACACACACACACACACA
This is a messenger RNA of Leucoraja erinaceus (little skate), 3298 nucleotides long. RefSeq names its product leucine rich repeat containing 4Ba (gene lrrc4ba). Gene Ontology annotation, molecular function: protein binding. The transcript has 2 exons. The coding region runs from base 650 to 2647 and encodes 665 amino acids. Gene Ontology annotation, cellular component: plasma membrane. Lineage: Eukaryota; Metazoa; Chordata; Chondrichthyes; Rajiformes; Rajidae. The record is from RefSeq and is a predicted model, not a curated record.